Antrostomus carolinensis (chuck-will's-widow) is the source of this 397-nucleotide messenger RNA. Its product is annotated as secretory carrier-associated membrane protein 4. Gene Ontology annotation, cellular component: trans-Golgi network membrane; recycling endosome membrane. NCBI's taxonomy places the organism in Eukaryota, Metazoa, Chordata, Aves, Caprimulgiformes, Caprimulgidae. The transcript is spliced from 3 exons. The record is from RefSeq and is a predicted model, not a curated record. The annotation marks the transcript as partial. Gene Ontology annotation, biological process: protein transport.
GUCAGACAGCUCGUUUAAUUUCAUGGCCUUUUUCUUCAUCUUCGGCGCCCAGUUUAUUCUCACGAUCCUGCAGGCGAUUGGUUUCUCCGGAUGGGGAGCGUGCGGGUGGUUGGCAGCCAUUACUUUCUUCAGCACCAACGUGGCAGCUGCUGUGUUCAUGCUGUUCCCUGCCAUUAUGUUUACAAUGUCAGCGGUCGCAAUGCUCAUCUGCAUUUUAAGGGUACAUAAAAUCUACCGAGGGGCUGGUGGAAGCUUUCAGAAAGCCCAGGACGAGUGGCACAGCGGCGCGUGGAGGAACCCCCCCAGCAGGGAGGCCCAGUACAGCAAUUUUUCUGGGAACAGCCUGCCAGAGUAUCCCACAGUUCCCAACUAUCCCCCGGGAAACCAAUGGCCUUAA